Cooperia oncophora is the source of this 510-nucleotide messenger RNA. NCBI's taxonomy places the organism in Eukaryota, Metazoa, Nematoda, Chromadorea, Rhabditida, Trichostrongylidae. The record is from the annotation of a GenBank genome assembly.
AUGGAUACUGCAUCCAGUGCCAAUCUACAGGAAGGAAAUUCGACCCUCAAUGUCGAAAGAAGCAAUGUUGAAGAAGAAGUUGUGCCUGAGCUGGAACGUGACGAGAAUGGUCGCAGUGGGGAACAAGUGACUUCUCCGUGGCUUCUCAUCCGGAAGCGGCUGGACCUUCCACAAUGGGAACAACUGGAUUUGAAGAUGAAUCAAGUUCAUCCGACAUUGCUGAGGAGCGAAAACGAUAGGAACGCAAGAGUAAAAGUCUCAAGGAUUGGUCGAUUAUGGCGGACAAUCAACCCCGGACGUUCGGCACUGACUUUCAAGAAAUUCCACCCGAACAAACUGCAGAAGUCUGAACAGAUUGCUGUUGAUCACGAUAUGAAGAACUUCUCAAUGUACGACAUCUUCCACGAUAUUGUACUUCAACCUCACAUGCCACUGGAAAGUGUAACGAGCUGCUUCGUUAAGCAGUUUUGCACGAAGUUCAACUGCGGUGCCGUGAACAUCAAGCUCUGA